ACAGACACAUAGAGCCACACACACACAGACACACACACACAUUGACACACAGACAGACACACACACAGACACACACACAGAUACACAAAGACAGACACACAGACACACAGACACACACACACACACACACACACACACACACACACACACACACACACACACACACACACACACACACACACACACACACACACACACAGACACACACACAUUGACACACAGACAGACACACACACAGACAGACACACAGACACACACACACAGACACAAACACAGACACACAACCCGCUCAGUCAGUAGAACAAACAGAUAUGAACAGAGAGAGAGAGCUCUCAUUAACUAAUGAACAGACAUAAUCAAGGACACACACCCAGCUCAGUCAGUAGAACAAACAGAUAUGAACAGAGAGCGAGAGCUCUCAUUAACUAAUGAACAGACGUAAUCAAGGACAUGGCUAUCACACAUCUCUCUCUCCUCUGCCAUUUCUUUCCUCCUGACAGACGGAUCAGUCCUCUCUUCUCUCGUUCUCUCUACUCUUUUCCCCUCCAUCUUUCUCUCCCUUUUACCAUCUUCACUAUUGUCUCUUUUUCACAUUACAUUCUCUCUAGCCUUAAAUCUCUUUCUUUCUUUCUUUCUCUCUCAUUCUUUCUUUCUCUCUCUUUGUUUCUCUCUUUCUCUCUUUCUUUCUUUCUCUCUUUCUUUCUUUCUUUCUUUCUCUCUCGUUCUUUCUCUCUUUCUCUCUUUCUUUCUCUCUUUCUUUCUUUCUCUCUUUCUUUCUUUCUCUCUUUCUCUCUCUUUCUUUCUCUCUUUCAUUCUUUCUCUCUUUCAUUCUUUCUCUCUUUCUCUCUUUCUCUAUUUCUUUCACUCUUUCUUUCUCUCUUUCAUUCUCUCCAUCAUGGAGGCUGUAGCCGUGUUUUCUUUCAGAGCAAAAGAACGAGACGAGCUCAGCUUCCAGAAAGGAGAGAUACUGAAGGUGACGGAGAUGGAUGAGGAUCCUAAUUGGAUGAUGGCAGAACUCCACGGGAGGCGAGGCUACGUCCCUGAGAACUACAUUAGUCUGUUACCACACCCGUGGUUUGCGGGACGUGUGUCCAGGCAGCAGGCUGAGCAGCGGUUGCGUUGGGAGGAGAGAGGAGUGUUCCUGGUUAGAGAGUCAGAGAGUUCACCAGGAGAGUUCUCUGUUUCUGUCAGCUAUGGCGACAUGGUCGAGCACUUCCUGGUUCUCGAGGGGUUGGGUCAGUACUGUGUGUGGGAGGAGACUUUCUCGUCUCUCAACCGAUUGGUCGACUUCUAUAGAUCACACAGCAUCGCCCAGGAGAGACCUGUCUACCUGACCGACCCUCCUGACACACCUCUACACACACACACACCCUCACACACACCUCUACACACACACACACCUGCACACCCUCUCACACACACUGCCAUGCAUCUACCGGACCCUAACCCAAACCCCUACACACCCCUAACCCUAGCACACACACACACCCCUAACCCGUAUCUAGCUGAGCACCACACACACCCCACUCACCCUCGCACACACACCCCUAACCCUAACACACACACCACCCACUCCCCUAACACACACCACACACACACCACUACCCAACACCCCCCAGCCCCAGCCUGCUACUCCAACAGAAGAGAACCAAGCAGGAACCUGAACUGGGGCUAUUCUGCCCCUACAUAACCACACACACACACACACACACACACACACACAAACACACACACAAACACACACACACACACACACACACACACACACACACACACACACACACACACACACACACACACACACACACACACACACACACACACACACACACACACACACUACCGAGCUCCACACUGCCUCUUGAAGCAACGUCAGCACAAGAACUGGUCGUCGGGAGUUUCCUGAAAUGGGUUUCCAUGGCAGCCGGCACACACAUUCUAGACGACUCUUCCAUAUUUGGAGCCCUUUCUUGUUUCAGCAACAGACAAUGGCCCCUGUGCAGAAAGCCAGGUCUAUACAGAAGUGGCAUAAUCCCCCAACAUCAGUGGCCGACUAAAAGCUCUUGUGGCUGAACGAAGCAAGUCCCCACAUCUAGUGGAAAGAUUUCCCAGAAG
Molecule: messenger RNA, 2115 nt
Organism: Oncorhynchus masou masou (cherry salmon)
Lineage: Eukaryota; Metazoa; Chordata; Actinopteri; Salmoniformes; Salmonidae
Product: GRB2-related adapter protein-like
Exons: 4
Coding region: 896-1690 (264 amino acids)
Biological process (GO): signal transduction; regulation of MAPK cascade
Cellular component (GO): nucleoplasm; plasma membrane; cytoplasm
Molecular function (GO): phosphotyrosine residue binding; epidermal growth factor receptor binding
Source: RefSeq, a predicted model, not a curated record